Molecule: messenger RNA, 537 nt
Organism: Musa acuminata subsp. malaccensis (wild Malaysian banana)
Lineage: Eukaryota; Viridiplantae; Streptophyta; Magnoliopsida; Zingiberales; Musaceae
Product: transcriptional regulator SUPERMAN-like
Source: RefSeq, a predicted model, not a curated record
AUGGAAGCCGGACUGUGUACGUUUGAGCAACCAUCAAACCCUGGCAGGGUGAACUGGAGAGGUAGGAGAUGCAGCAGUGCCGAGGGCGAGUCAUGGGGAGUACGGGCCGUCGCAGAGGACACCAGUGGUAUCGUGGGCACGACAUGGCCGCCGCGCUCGUACGCGUGCACGUUCUGCCGUCGCGUGUUCAGAUCCGCUCAGGCACUGGGCGGCCAUAUGAAUGUUCACCGCCGCGAACGUGCCAGGCUCCGGCAGUCAUGCACCUCCUGGUCCUCAGCUCAUGCAAGUGCAGCAUUUCCGCCGCCGCCGCCGGCACCACCGGAAUUUUCUGCCGUUGGUGGAGGCGUAUUUCUCGUCUACUCCAUCGGUGCAGGUACCGGCGAGGUCUUUGUGCCGUCGAUGAGUUCUUCAGCGUUCGUGUCAAGUUCACCUUAUCACCGGAAUGGAUCAGCCGCCUCCUGUGGUACGAGCAAGGAAGGAGGCGACGAGGGGCUGGUGGUGGAAGAGCUGGAUUUGGAGCUUCGACUUGGAAGAUGA